Molecule: messenger RNA, 504 nt
Organism: Vitis vinifera (wine grape)
Lineage: Eukaryota; Viridiplantae; Streptophyta; Magnoliopsida; Vitales; Vitaceae
Product: protein TRACHEARY ELEMENT DIFFERENTIATION-RELATED 7A-like
Exons: 1
Coding region: 1-504 (167 amino acids)
Source: RefSeq, a predicted model, not a curated record
AUGGUGCCUCAGCCCCCAGCACAUAUGGUGCCUCAACCCCGGGCUCGCAUGGUGUCUCAAUCCCUGGCUCGCAUAGUGCCUCGAUCCCUAGCACCCAUGGUUCCUCGACCCCUGGCUCGCAUAGUGUCUUGGCCUCUGGCACGCAUAGUGUUUCGACCCCCGACACGUAUGGUGCCUCUACCCCUGUCAAGCAUAGUGCCUCGGCCCUCGAUUAGCAUGAUGCCUCUACUACCGACUCGCAUGGUGCCUCGACCACCGACUAGCACACAUGGUGCCUCUUCCCAGCUCCCAUGCAUGGUGCCUAGGCCCCCGACUCCCAUGCAUGGUGCAUCGGUCCCCGACUGGCAUGCAUGGUGCCUCGACCCCCUACUUCCAUGCAUGGUGUCUCGACCCCCGACUUCCAUGCAUGGUGCCUCGACCCCUACUGGCAUGCGUGGUGCCUUGGUCCCCGACUCGCAUGGUGCCCCCAAGCUAGCAAAGACACGUGUCGUUGUCUGUCCAUAA